Molecule: messenger RNA, 516 nt
Organism: Brenthis ino (lesser marbled fritillary)
Lineage: Eukaryota; Metazoa; Arthropoda; Insecta; Lepidoptera; Nymphalidae
Source: the annotation of a GenBank genome assembly
AUGUUUAGGAAAUUAUUUUUGUUUAUUGUGCUUCUGUUUUUAACUCUAAAUUAUACUCAAUGUAAGAAGUAUCGAAGGCAUUCGGGUACGAAUUAUAAUGGACGAUGGGGUUCAGUGAGUAUUCCACCAUCAUAUUACAAUACUGGACACAGUUACCCUCCAUCUGAGUCAGGGCUUUCUGGCACAUCGCAUACCUUGAAUUCACCAUGGAGUUUAUACCCUUCUUCAUCACGACUAUCAGGAACGUCUACAGGAAGUUAUUAUCCUCCAUCCGGUUCUUCAACAGGUUCCGGAUAUCCAUCAAGUAAUCGACUUUCCAGGGCAGGGCUUCCUGUUGUGGGCAACCAAGUUUAUCGACCAUUUUCAAGUAUUACCGGUAACAAUAAACCCACAUAUCCUUCUUCAUCAGGCUUAUCAGGAUCUAGAAUUGAACCUGCACGAAAUUAUCCUGCACCUUGGCCAAGUACCGUACAGAAUUAUGGAUACAAUAACGGCCUCACUGGUUAUCGUUAUCAU